CUCUAUGAACCAAAUCAACUGAUCGUCAAAAUAACUGGAAUUUUCUUUGAAAAAGGAAUUUUCUAUUACAAUUGCUAUUAUUUUGAUUAUUGUUAAUUUCUCAUAACGGAUGAGGUGAACCGUAUUCAAUGUUGUAUUUGUUUUCCGAAUGUAUAUUUUCCAUAUUAACCUAGUUCUGUUGCCGUAUCUACGUUUAAUAGUUUGAAUUCAAUAGAUGAAAGAUAAAAUAUGGAAUCUGUUUACAAAAAUGAGGAGGAAAAUAUCCAAAGAGGAAAUGAGCUUGUAGAUGUAGAAAAUCCUAUAUAUUAUGGAGUUUACAUUCCUAAUGAAUUCGAAACAAAUAAUGUUGAUCCAAAUGUUUACCAAAACAAAAGUAUGGUGUUUCAACUUUUAAAACAAAAUAAAAAAGCUAGAUUCAAAGGUUUUAAUUUAUAUCAUGAGGCAGUUGAUUUUUCUCUCAAUGGAAUUGAUAAUUGCAAUAUUUCUAUUAUCGAUUAUGUUUCUGAAAAAAAAUCUUCGAUGGAAUCAUCACAACUAAUAGGAGAAAAGCAGAGUCCUUUCAAAGGUCCUAAGCCUCAAGAAUUAAUUGUGUUAAGAAAGGCAAUUGAAAAAGGAGAUACUGAUAGAGUUCAUCACAUUGUUUGGAAAAAUCCAAGGUACCUCAUUAGUAAUGGUGACACACCUUCGAUUUUACAGGAGGGAUCUAGGUAUAAUGCUCUUCAUAUCGCAGCUAAGGCAAAAAACAGUAAAAUGACAGAACUUUUAUUGAAUACUGUAACAAAUGUUGAAUUUGUAAAAUUAUUAUAUGGUGAUGACAAUGAAGAUAAUGCAAAAGAUAGAGCUAAAGUGUUUGUUGAUUUAUAUUUAAAUACUCCAGAUAAAGCAUUAAACGAGACACCAUUGCAUUUUGCGGUAAAAUUUGGAGCUGUGGACGUUGUUGAGGUAUUAGUUUCAUACCCUCAAUGUGAUAAAACAGUAAAAAAUAAAUAUGGUCAAAUUCCUGCAAAGAUAAUCUGUGAUAGGUUAGAAGGUCCAAAUAAAAAGCUCAGAGAAAGAAUUGAACAGCUUCUUGAAGACACUUACUAUGUACCAGUACUACGAGCUGAAGAUAAUAGUCUACCGCCUAAAAUAGGAGAUCCAUUUUCACCAGUAAAUCCUCCAGUGUUUAAUGCUCAUCCUUCCAGUCCUAGACUUGAAAUUCAAGCAUAUGCAGGACCUAUGAAUAAAGAAGGAGCAGAACGUUUUCGCAAAGUGUGGAGAACACCUCCUAGAUCUCUAAAUUUUAACACACCGACGAAAAAUAUGAAUCAUUCUUUGGACAGUGUAGCUUCGUUGAAAUACAAAGAUCCAUUGAAGGGCCUUGAACUUGUUGGAAAGACGUUGGCUACACAAUACGACAUUUCUUGGAAAGAAUAUUGGCCCUUUUUGAAUAGUUUUAUUGAUAUUACUUCUGAAGAAGGAUUGAUUUUAUUUGAGAACUACUUGAAGGAUCGUGUCUUAGAUACAUCGAUUUCUGUAGCUUCAGUUAAUUUGGAGAAUAGUGUAUUUGAAAAGAGUAAAGCAGAGUUGAGUUCCAUUUCUGAGUUAUGUCACGCAUUUCAAGCUAUCCAGCUCAAUUCCAGUUGUUCGCUUACUAGUUUUCAAGACGAGCUAGAUUCUAAAAUUGCUAGAUCUUUCAGUCCGUUCUUGGGAUUAGAAAGAGCAUGUCAAGUUUUUGCUACAAGGUUUUCCAAUAACAUUUUCAAUAAUAAAGAUAAAAAUCUCAUUAAUAUUUUAGAUACUGAAAUCAAACAACUCGAAGUAGUUAUUCUAAGUUAUAUGAAUGACAGUAGAUUUUCUGAUAUAGAUUUUAGUUGCGUGCAUUGCAGAUUAUCGUAUCUAAUCGCUCAAAAACUAAAUUCUAAGUUUGACGGAGAAAAAGCAAUAAGUAAAAAAAUUCAAUCAUUGAUAAAAACUUGUUCUCAAUCAUUCGAUUGUUUUUCAUCGGACGACGAAAGUGGCAACUUCAAAGAUUCAGUUCCCAUUAGAAAUGGCACUUCUAUCAGAAAGCAACUCUUGUGUCUUUCGCAUUCUAUUCUCGAUCAUUUGAAUCAAAGUUUUAAAUUGUAUUGUGAUGAUUUAACGGAACAAGACUGUGUCAAAAUUUGGUCUAACUUAACUUCAUGUCCGUGUGUUUUAUAUCCCAGGAAUUCGAGAAGAAAUUCCAAUUUACAGAGAAGCAGUUCAAGGAGGUAUAAUACAGAAAUUGCACCUGGCAGCAUGAGAAAACUCUUCCCAACAGAUGAAGAUGAAGAUAUUCUAAAUGAAUCAUUUUUCACGCCAAAUACGACUCCCGAUUUGUCUGAUGAUGAGGACGAGGAAGAUAAUUUUGAUGAUGCGAAUAGUAGUAAUGAUUAUGACGUUUAUAUUGACGGAAAAUUUCCUUCCAAGUCUGAUGGUGCUGUUUUUAAUGCAUUAUUAUACUCCGGCUGUGCUAUCGAGAAAGAAAAAUAUCCCAAUAUUUAUUCGUGGAAACAUAAUGUAUCUCAGUUUACGGAGGAACAGAGGAAAAGUUGGAGACACAAGAAGCUAUCAGAUCAAUUUUCUCCUUCACCGCCAAGCCGUACAUCUACUCCUUUGAAGUCGGUUUUGACCAGUACACCUACAAAAUCUUGGAUGAGAAUAACAGGUCUGAAUUCUCCAAAACGAUUGAAGCAGUCGUCACUUUUUAACGGUAUUUGAUUGAGCGUAAGACUUGGAUUUUUCAUUUGUUAAUAAAAAAUGUAAGUAUACUUGUGCUUACAAUGUGAUGUCAAGAAAUUUUCUACAUUGAGAAUAUUUUUAAGAAUUAGGCUUAAAAUUUCUGAGAUUUUUACCAAAAAAAAAACUAUUAACUUAACUGUAUAAAUCCAUGUUUUUUAUUUAUAAAAACUGUUUAUAAUAUUGUGUUGAGAAAAAUAAAUUUAGUAUUUUCUGA
This is a messenger RNA of Harmonia axyridis, 2956 nucleotides long. It is a transcript of the gene Ankle2, whose product is annotated as ankyrin repeat and LEM domain-containing protein 2 homolog. Gene Ontology annotation, cellular component: endoplasmic reticulum. Gene Ontology annotation, molecular function: protein phosphatase 2A binding. Gene Ontology annotation, biological process: negative regulation of phosphorylation. The transcript has 6 exons. NCBI's taxonomy places the organism in Eukaryota, Metazoa, Arthropoda, Insecta, Coleoptera, Coccinellidae. The coding region runs from base 229 to 2721 and encodes 830 amino acids. The record is from RefSeq and is a predicted model, not a curated record.